UGCGGGUUGUCCUCAUCUCUCCAUUUUGCCAUCUCCGAGUCCUUCAGGGAGACAUAUCCGCAUCUUCCCGCUAAAGGUCGCGUAAAAACCUAGAUUCGAAGCGCGGCGCCUCUCGUAGAUAACUGCUGUUCAUAGGCGAGUUUUAUAAACAGCGUCUGUCUGGUCUGUCGAGGGAAACUUGUCGGGCGGUGCAAUUCAGACAUCCCGAACAAUCGGAGCACCUCAUCUGCCACCCUUUGGGGGUCAUCAUUAUCCGCAACUAGUUGACGCCGGUCUAUUAAUCUGGCGUGGAAUCGCGCUCAAAAGCAGAAGCACACAGUUUAAAAGCGGAAGCACAGAGUUUACACCCCAUCUUCACAAUGUCUCUCGCAGAGGUGCAAAAGGUCUCCAUCCUCGGGAAAGAGUCCAUCCAUUGCGGGUUCCACCUUGUAUCGUACAUCGUCGAGACCAUUCUCACGACUCUCCCGUCACCUACCUAUGUCCUAGUCACCGACACCCAUGUAGCCGACCUGCACCUUCCCGCAUUCCAGGUCGCCUUCGACGAGCGAAAGGUGUCAUCACAGGCACGCUUCCUGAGUUAUGUCGUUCCGCCUGGCGAGACGAGCAAGAGUCGCGAGGCGAAGGCUGAAAUCGAGGAUUAUCUCCUUAUGAGCAAGUGUACGCGCGACACGGUCAUCCUUGCACUCGGAGGAGGCGUCAUUGGCGACCUUGUCGGCUUCGUCGCUGCAACCUUCAUGCGUGGCGUGCGUUUUGUGCAAAUUCCGACAACGUUGCUCGCGAUGGUGGACUCGAGCGUGGGCGGCAAAGUUGCUAUUGACACCACCCACGGCAAGAACCUCAUCGGCGCUUUCUGGCAGCCGGAGUACAUUUUUAUAGACGCGGCAUUCCUCGAGACGCUGCCCGCUCGCGAGUUCUCAAAUGGCAUGGCAGAGGUAGUCAAGACUGCAGCCAUCUGGAACGAAAAUGAGUUCGCCGCACUUGAAUCUCGCUCCGCUGAGAUAUUUGCAGCUAUUCAGACGCCAUCGAAGGAUCAUUCAGGGCGCACUCGUGCGACGCGUUCAGCUGCGCAAGAGCUGCUUCUCUCUGUUAUCGUCGGCUCUAUCUCCGUGAAGGCCCACAUCGUCACCAUCGACGAGCGCGAAACUGGCCUAAGGAACCUCGUCAACUUUGGACACACCAUUGGGCAUGCAAUCGAAGCCAUACUAACGCCAACGAUCCUACAUGGAGAGUGCGUGAGUAUCGGCAUGAUAUUGGAAGCUGAGGUUGCACGGCAGCUCGGCGUGCUUAACCAGAUCGCCGUCGGUCGCCUCACGCGCUGCCUCAAGGCGUACAACCUUCCCGUGUCGCUCUCGGAUCCGCGCAUCGCGAACCUUCCCGCGGCGCGUGGACUCACCGUGGAGAAGCUGCUGGACAUCAUGAAGGUAGACAAAAAGAAUAGCGGCCCACAGAAGAAAAUCGUAAUCCUCUCAAGGAUCGGGGCUACGUUUGAGCAAAAGGCGACGAACGUGGCAGAUGGCGUUAUCGAGAAGACCCUGUCGGAGGCUGUCAAGAUCGUGCCUGGUUUACCCGCAAAAAGCCCCAUCCGCAUGUCGACCCCGGGUUCGAAAAGUAUCUCGAACCGCGCGCUGCUUCUUGCGGCCCUGGGUGAGGGGACGUGUAGGCUGAAGAACCUGUUAUACUCUGAUGACACGCAGGUCAUGAUGAAUGCGCUUGUGGAGCUCAAAGGAGCGAGCUUCUCUUGGGAGGAUGCCGGCGAGACGUUGGUUGUCAAAGGCGGUGAAGGCUCCCUGUCCAUUCCCGCCAGGGGAAAGGAGAUCUACCUCGGGAAUGCGGGAACCGCAGCGCGCUUCCUCGCCACGGUCUGCACGCUCGCUAAGGCAUCCGAGCUCGGAGAGAGGACGGUGAUAACAGGAAACGCGCGCAUGAAGCAGCGCCCGAUUGGUCCUCUCGUAGACGCGCUGCGCGCCAAUGGCAGCGACAUCAGCUACCUCGAGUCGCAGGGUUGCCUUCCGCUCUCAGUUGCCCCGGCAGGCCUCAAGGGCGAACACAUCCGCCUCGCAGCGAAUGUCUCGAGCCAAUAUGUCUCGUCCAUCCUCCUUUGCGCACCGUACGCCAAAGAGCCGGUCACGCUGGAGCUCGUCGGAGGCCAGGUCAUCUCGCAGCCUUACAUCGACAUGACGAUCGCGAUGAUGAAAUCGUUCGGCGUCGACGUCGUGCGCGCGGUGGACGAGGCGACGGGCAAGCCACGUGACGUCUACCGCAUCCCGAAGGCAGUGUAUAAGAACCCGCCGGAGUACAACAUCGAGAGCGAUGCGAGCAGUGCGACCUACCCCCUUGCUAUCGCCGCUAUCACCGGCACGACGUGCAUGAUUAUGAACAUCGGUUCUGCGUCGUUGCAGGGCGAUGCGCGAUUUGCGAAAGAGGUGCUCGAGCCGAUGGGCUGCCAGGUUGUGCAGACGGAGACGGAAACCACUGUGAUUGGGCCGCCGAUCGGGAAACUGAGGGCACUCGGUCUUGUCGAUAUGGAGCCGAUGACGGACGCUUUCUUGACUGCGUCUGUUGUGGCUGCUGUCGCUACCAUGCCACCCGAAAAGGGACGUGAGCUCACAGACGGCUCGAGGCCAACGACGACGCGGAUCAUCGGUAUCGCAAACCAGAGGGUGAAGGAAUGCAACCGCAUCAGAGCUAUGAUUGACGAGCUAGCAAAGUUUGGUGUGGAGACCAAGGAGCUAGAUGAUGGUCUCGAGAUUUACGGCAAAGCGAUCCCAGAAUUGAAGACAGGUAUUAGCGUGCAUUGUUACGAUGAUCAUCGUGUGGCUAUGGCCUUCAGUGUCCUGGGUGUGGUCGCCGCGGGAACCAUCCUCGAGGAGAAACGCUGUGUCGAAAAGACAUGGCCCAAUUGGUGGGAUGACCUUCAAAACAAGAUUGGCCUGGAAGUAGAGGGUGUCGAGCUCCCGCUCUCAGAUUCCGCUGCUUCUGCUAGUCAGUCCACUGAGAACUACUCAUUGGCCUCCGUGGUCGUCAUCGGCAUGCGUGGUUCGGGCAAGACUUAUAUCGGCGAGCUUGCUGCUUCCAUUCUGGAGUGGCAGUUCGUGGAUGCAGACCUCUACUUUGAGCAGAAGCACAAGACAGGUGUACGCGACUUCGUGCUGAAGAAUGGCUGGUCUGCGUUCCGGGCUGCUGAGACGGAGAUUCUCAAAGAGCUGCUGAGGGAGUACCCGAAAGGGCACAUCAUCAGUCUCGGUGGCGGCAUUGUGGAGACGCCUGCCGCACGAGAUCUGCUCAAGCAACACGCGAAGGAGGGUCCAGUCGUGCAUAUAGUACGCGAGAUUGGCGAGGUCGUCAAGUAUCUCGGAGAGGAGACGCUUCGUCCUGAUUAUGGAGAACCAGUCUUAGACGUCUUCAAGCGACGAGAGCCUUGGUUUGCUGAAUGCUCCAGCUAUAUCUUUAUCAACAACACAGGCAUGCUCAGCGGCGCUCAGGAGGAUAAAACGGUUGACGGAAUAGAGAAGCUGACUACCACUCCAUCACCAUCGCCUAAUGGCACCCGCGACGAAGUAGAACGCUUCUUUAAUCACAUCACAGGCAAGCGUCCGAACCUUGUGCCUACGACAGCAGCAGGCAGCAGGACAUACUUCUUGUCACUCACGCAUCCUGACAUCAUUCCUGCUCUUCCAUAUAUUGACGAGCUGAUUGCGGGCGUGGAUGCCAUCGAGCUACGUGUGGAUCUACUUCGAUCGCAGCGAAACUUCGACGAACCCGGGCCUUUCAUCCCCCCUGUAUGGUACGUUAAUAAUCAGAUCGCUGCCCUCAGGCAAGUGACCUCACUGCCGAUCGUCUUCACUGUUCGCACCGCCUCCCAAGGCGGGCAAUUCCCCGAUUACUUGGAGAAGGAGGCUUUCGAAUUGUUCCACAACGCCAUUCGUUUGGGUGUCGAGUACGUCGAUGUCGAGAUUUCUUGGUCAGAGAGACAGAUACAGGACCUCGUAUCGCGGAAAGGCCACUCGCAGAUCAUUGCGUCCUGGCACGACUGGAGUGGCAACAUGCGCUGGGACGGCAAGACCGUGGAAGCCAAGUAUCGCGUUGCGGAUUCGUUCGGUGAUAUAGUCAAGUUGGUCGGAAAGGCAAAUGAUCUCGAGGACAACCUCGCUCUGUACGCAUUUGCGUCGCGCAUGCGCUCGUCUCUCGGAGUUAAACCGUUGCUCGCUAUCAAUAUGGGUGUCGAGGGCCAGCUCUCCCGGAUCUUGAACCCGACGCUAAGCCCCGUCUCUCAUCCUCUGCUUCCGACGAAAGCAGCUCCUGGCCAGCUCUCAUUCGCUGAAAUUCAAACGGCUCUUCAUCUUAUCGGACAAAUGCCUCCCCGACGGUUCUAUCUCUUCGGCAACCCUAUCUCGCAUUCCAUGUCGCCGACACUUCACAACACUGCUUUCCAACUGUUGGGCAUGCCACAUACCUAUGAAUUGCUUGAGACAGAGAGCGUCGGCGAAGAAAUCAAGGCAGCUCUGGCGUCUCCUGACUUUGGUGGUGCUUCGGUCACCAUUCCAUUCAAGCUUGCCGUCAUGCCUUUGUUGGAUUCUUUGUCAUCUGAAGCAGAGGCUAUUGGUGCUGUCAAUACGAUAAUUACUCGUAAAAGUGCAGACGGUUCUUUGUCCUUACACGGCGAUAAUACGGACUGGCUCGGGAUCCUAAGGUGCAUUCGCUCGGCCUUGCCCAGAGGCGUGCUCCAGCCAAGCGCUGCGCUCAUCAUCGGGGCGGGCGGUACUUCUCGUGCCGCCAUCUAUGCAUUGCACAGAUUGAAGACCAAACGUAUCUAUCUGUUCAACAGGACGAGGAGCAGUGCGGAAGCUCUCGUGAAGGCGUUCCCGAAGGUCCCCAUCGAUAUCAUCGAGGAGCUCGGAGCCUGGCCCGAAGAUGGGCCGCCUCCCAUGGUCAUCGUGUCCACGGUCCCUGCAACGGCGACAACCACUGACCCUUACGUCAAAGAUGCGCUGUACUUGCCCUCAACGAUAUUCCCGUUCGAAGGAGAAGGAGUCGUGGUUGACAUGGCGUACAAGCCUGUCGAGACGCCGCUUCUCGUGCUAGCUGCGAAUGAAGCGAGGAGAUUCAAGCGUAUUCGAGGUAUCCAGGUUUUGCUUGAGCAGGGAUACCUACAACUUCAUCUAUGGACCGGAAGACACUGCCCGAAGAGCGCUGUUGCUAAGGAGGUCUGGAAUGCCUAUGUAGCCGUGAACGAGUAAAGGUGUCUCGACGAUAAAUGAGAAGCCCGUGCUCGAUUAUACGAAGCUUUGUAUCAUCUUACGGCAUGUUGAAUAGAGGACCUACUCAUAGCUGAUACCUCCAAAGCGGAUGAAUGAAAGCAAAUAUGUCUAUACUAACGAAGCGAUGCCAUGUAGAGAACAAGGCGCAAUUAUUUGCCUUCAUAGAAAGCAACAAUCUCAGGCCCUCCAACAACACCAAAACAUUCUGCAAGGUGUAGGAUCCCAACAUCAAUAAGCCGCUCAGCACUAAGCAUCCACGCUACUGAAAUCUCAUCGAUGCGACCCUCUUGACUUUCCACCACACCUUGUGAGCCACAUUCUCCAACUUUGGGCCUUUCUCUUCGUCGAAGGAUCGGCCCGGAUUUACAACAUUAUCGGCAGC
Molecule: messenger RNA, 5640 nt
Organism: Laetiporus sulphureus 93-53
Lineage: Eukaryota; Fungi; Basidiomycota; Agaricomycetes; Polyporales; Laetiporaceae
Product: Pentafunctional AroM protein
Exons: 6
Coding region: 360-5237 (1625 amino acids)
Biological process (GO): chorismate biosynthetic process; aromatic amino acid biosynthetic process
Cellular component (GO): cytoplasm
Molecular function (GO): 3-dehydroquinate synthase activity; 3-dehydroquinate dehydratase activity; 3-phosphoshikimate 1-carboxyvinyltransferase activity
Source: RefSeq, a predicted model, not a curated record